UGCGAACCCUAGUAGUGCACGAUGUGCUUCAGCAAAGUAGAUGAGAAGAGUAGCAGAGGACUACAGAACAGACAGCAGAAAAAGGGGUAAGAAGACCAGGAGAGAUGAACACGGAGAAAGUACAGCUCGCUCACUCGCUCCGUGGAGUUACGCAGCGAGGUUUACGGAAGGUGGAUGAUUACUCCUUUGGGACACGUCAGAAGAGGAAACUCUUUCCUCACUACCACCCCCCAACCUGGUUGGGGAACACGUUUCUCCCUGUCAGGGGAUCGCCCCACACAGGUCCGGGGUGUUACACGGCAGCAGAUUGGAAUGGUUUAGCAUACAGCCUGUCUCAUGUCCCGACCAGUACAAAAGGUUAUGCUAUUGGAGCCAGGACAGCCGUGAGGUUUAAGCCAGUCAGCAAGGAUGUGACACCAUAUCCAGGAAUGUACCAGAAAGUUUGUACUUGGAAUGAAAAAUCCAAACAAAGCUUUGCACCAUUUAAUGCCUUGAUGCCUCGAUUUAGGAGUGAAGCUCAGGGCAAUUCUUAUCCUGGACCUGGUACAUACAAUCCAGAGAAGAAGUCACCCCCAAAAGUUGUUUGGCCAAUGAAAUUUGGAUCUCCAGACUGGUGUCAGAUUCCAUGUCUAGAGAAAAGAACUCUAAAGGCUGAGCUCUCCACAGACAAGGACUUUAGAAAGCAUCGGAACCGUGUGGCCUACUUUAGCCUGUAUUACAAAUGAGAAGUGGGCACUGUCUUCACGUGAUUUCCUGACCACAGAAUCUCCAGACCUGAGGACAGAACUGCUCCUGUACUUCUGUGUUCCUGGGGUCUCUUGUUGGCCAAUUCGGCAUCCAGGGAGGGGCAAGGGUCUCACAGUCACCCUAUGAAACAUAAAGACUGUUCUAGAAUGUUCCUACUCUGUCUCUUUGUUUGUGGUCUAAUGGUCCCUGUUGGAUGUCCAACCAGGUAGUUUCAAUGUUGAGAAAUACUCAGGUAUCCCUUAACCACUACCUCCAAUUCUUAGGCAUCAGUCUUGAAUGUUCUACCACUAGCCUUGCCACUAGCCCAUAUAUGUCAAGGGCUUAGGUAGGAUUUGAACCCACAAGACAUAGAAAAUAAAUUCAGGUUAAAACAUUUAUGUUUGGGGAGUUCUUUCAAACUUUAUCAGUUCUCGGGUAUAGAAAUGGAAAUGUCCUGGUUCUGUUCUUUCUUAAACUGGCAUAAAACUCAAAGAACCCAAAAAAGUCCCAUUACCCAUGACAUCACCUGUUUAGCCUGCAUACCAAGUUCCUACUUAAUGUCAGGCAGAGGGACAAGUAUUGGGAAUAUUCUAGGAAUCAGCACAUACCUAAGCUGAAGUCUGAAAGAAGGUGUUUAGGACGUUGAGUGAAGAUUUUCAAGUGAGUCUUGAAGUAUGAAAUAAGAAUUCACAGCAGCUGGGCACAGUGGCACUCACCUUUAAACCCAACACUUGGGAAGCAGAGGCAGAUAGCACCCUAGACUACAUUGUGAGUUCCAGGACAGCCAGGGCUGUAUAGAGAGACCCUGACUCAAAAAGCAAAAAGUAAAUAAAAAGAAGAAUCCACAGCAGCCACCUUUAAAGUGCACAUCUGUGUAUAUAUUAGGUCUCAGACCUGGGACAAAUGGCUAGCUGAGAUGCCUAUUUAGCAUAUCAAAGAGGACCUGGCUACUGGGUCCCUACCUGUUACAUGGCCCUCCUGGCUGAGACAUCCCAAUCCCUACCCUAAACUUCUCCAGCCCAGGGACUGGGCUGUCCUUCCCUAUAUAAUUCAGCCAUUUUGGUUACCUGCCCCCUUUUUAAUCUAUCUUUUGCACUCCUGGCCUCUUGGUCUGGCUCUUCACUCUCCCCUCACCCCUCUCCUCGCAUGGUCCAACUCAGGGUUGUGUUCUCUCUGGAUGCUCCCAGAUGUUCCUGCCUCUGGCUAUUCUCUCCCUUUUAUCUACAAUAAACUUUCUCCUCCAGCAUA
Molecule: messenger RNA, 1974 nt
Organism: Peromyscus californicus insignis
Lineage: Eukaryota; Metazoa; Chordata; Mammalia; Rodentia; Cricetidae
Gene: Cimap3
Product: primary cilia formation
Biological process (GO): regulation of cell projection organization
Cellular component (GO): ciliary basal body
Molecular function (GO): cytoskeletal protein binding
Source: RefSeq, a predicted model, not a curated record